Medioppia subpectinata is the source of this 855-nucleotide messenger RNA. Lineage: Eukaryota; Metazoa; Arthropoda; Arachnida; Sarcoptiformes; Oppiidae. The record is from the annotation of a GenBank genome assembly.
AUGCAUUUCAUACAAUAUCGUAAAGACUAUACGAUUACGUUAUAUCUGAACCAAUACUGGAAGGACGAGAGAUUGUCGUUUAGUGAGAACAACUACGAGCUGACCCUUUCCGGUGAUUUUGCGGAGAGAAUAUGGGUUCCCGACACGUUUUUUGCAAACGACAAGAACUCAUUCCUCCACGAAGUGACGGAGAAGAAUAAAAUGGACUAUACGAUUACGUUAUAUCUGAACCAAUACUGGAAGGACGAGAGAUUGUCGUUUAGUGAGAACAACUACGAGCUGACCCUUUCCGGUGAUUUUGCGGAGAGAAUAUGGGUUCCCGACACGUUUUUUGCAAACGACAAGAACUCAUUCCUCCACGAAGUGACGGAGAAGAAUAAAAUGGUUAGACUUAAGUCCGAUGGGUAUAUCGCUUAUGGCAUGAGAUUCACCACAACCCUGGCCUGUAUGAUGGAUCUCCACUAUUACCCAUUAGACUCACAGAACUGUACGGUUGAGAUCGAGAGCUGUAAAUUCACCACAACCCUGGCCUGUAUGAUGGAUCUCCACUAUUACCCAUUAGACUCACAGAACUGUACGGUUGAGAUCGAGAGCUACGGAUAUACGGUAUCAGAUGUAGUGAUGUAUUGGAUGAAAGAUCCGGUGACGGGUGUGGAUAAUGCAAAAUUGCCUCAAUUCACCAUUUUUGGCCACGAAACCACUGACCGCAAGGAGAAAUUAGCUACAGGCACUUACCAAAGACUAUCACUGCUAUUCUCUCUCAAGAGAAAUAUUGGAUAUUUUAUUUUCCAAACAUAUUUACCAUCGAUUCUAAUUGUGAUGCUUUCCUGGGUUUCCUUUUGGAUCAAUCACGAG